AUGGAAACACCGAAUGUCAUUGAGACACAUUCUUCUUCUUCAUCGGAACGACCAAUGACGAUUACUGGAGCCACGAAUGAAAAAUCGACUCUAUCAUCACAGUCUCACUUUUAUCAAUUAAAUGAAUCUCCACAUUCUUCCGAACAAUUAACUAGUCAUGUCAGUGUAAAUAAUAGAAGAGUUCGCUUUUCCGAUUCUUCUCAUGCAUCCAAUUCGCAAGUUAUUGGAAAUAUUAGUAAGGCGCUCAGCAAUAGUGGUAUUCACAAGGCUGUGAAAGAUUCAAAUCUCUCUGCAACUAAUAUUGCAAAUUACGAAUCCCGAAAGAAAAUGAAGAAUAUUUGGCGAAGCAGACUGAAAGGAAUUAUAUUGGAUUUGGAAGUGUUUCAAACCGUUUUAUCAAUAUUAUCUGCUGUGUUUUUCAUCAUUUCAUCAUAUAUUCAAAUUGACGUUGAUGGAAGAUUACUGGCUUUGGUUGUUUGCGAUUUAAUAUUUUCUUGUUUUUUUAUUGCACUUUUCAUUAUUAAUUUUCUUCUCGCCAAGAACAAAAUUUUGUUCUUUGUAACACCACUCUCUAUUUUGGACUAUGUGACUGUCAUUCCAUCAUUAACCAUUACUGUCAUUUCAUUUACUCAAGAUUCAUUUAACAGCCAAUCUUAUGCAUUUGUAGGGUUAUUAAGAGUACUGAGAUUGUUGCGGUUAAUUCCAAUCACUAACAAAAUUUCAUCUAAAGGAGAAAUCAAUUCUGUUCUUGCCAAAGUUAUUGAACUUGCCUUAACUGUAGCUUGUUUUCUUGUGAUAUUUUCAGGACUAUUCCAAUGGUUAGAAAAUUAUUUUGGAGAUCGAGUGAUCUAUUUUCACGAUGCCCUAUAUUUUAUUGCCAUCACUCUUGUCACAAUUGGCUAUGGUGAUAUUUCUCCAUCAAAUGUUGCCUCUAGAUAUGCAGUAAUUUUAUUUUUUUUGAUUGGUGUCACAAUCAUUCCCAUCCAAAUUUCUCAAAUUUACGAAAUUGUGACAAGCGAAAAAAGUAUAUUUAAGGUGAAGAACUUUACUCUUAAAAAUCAUACCAUAGUGAGUGGAAGUUGCAGAAUUGACGAAGCUAUUGAUUUUGUUAAGGAAUGUUUUCAAAAAAGAAAGAAGAGAAUCAAAAGAGUGAUUCUGGUAUUUAAAAACGAGGAUUUUUGCAAACACCUACUAGAGAGUUUGAAAAAAACACCCUUCCGAAGCAAGAUUUACGUUUAUUGUGGAGACAUUAUGGAUUUCGAAACCAUGAACCUUUUAAAAGUUCCACAAGCUCAAAACGUGUUCCUGUUAAAUAGCCCAAAAAUUGGAAAUGCAAGAAAACAAGACACAUCCAUCAUCAUGACCACUAUCGCAUUAAGAAAUUUCAACAAAAACUUGAAAGUUUAUGCCCAAAUUAAUUUAAUGGAAUCUAGACCAUAUUUAAUUCGAGCAGGUGCCAAGGUAAUCAUUUGCAAUGAAAUUUUGUGUACAAAAAUUCUUUCUGCAUCUGUGUCAUCCACUGGCUUUAAUACCUUCUUAUUUAACUUACUCAGUGGAGUAGAGAUUACAGUGUUUUCUAAGAAUCUUCCAACAUCAGUUCAGUCACUGAAUUUUCAAAGCUCAAUUAAUCUCAUGAUGGCUCUCGCUGCAACGAAAGAUGAUUUUCUCGAUGAUGAGAGUAAAUGGAUCGCUGAGUAUGCAGAAGGAUUGAAUUGUGAAGUGUUCAGAGUCAAAUUUAGUCCAGCAUUCAGCAAUAAUCUUUUUAUUGAUGCUGCAAAAUUGUUGUUAACUAAAUUGGAAGUGGUUGUGUUUGCUCUCGAAGAUAUUAAUGGAAUCAUCUUGAUCAAUCCAUCUCGAUACUUGAUUAAGGAAGGAGACAAAUGUUUUUGCCUUGCCAAGAGUUUCAAACACGCUCAAGAAAUUGAAAAUUAUCAGCACACAGAAAACGAAAUUAACACUCAUGCAAAAAAGUUAAAGUCUGCUAAACCAUUUGUAUACGCUAAAACACCAAUCGAUGACUUUGGAGAUGAUUUUCUAGAUGCCAAUUAUAUAGAAUAUACCACAAAAGAGCAAAUGAAAUUUGAAGACAGUUCUCAAAGCGAAAAAGAAGUCAAGAAAAUUUCAGAGAAACAAAUUGACAAACAACACCGAAAACAACUUGAACGAAAGUCACGAAAUCUAAUGUCAUCACUUAAAAAAGAUGUCAAAAGAGCUGGAAGCAGUUCUGAACCUAAAAUAGUGGAUGUUUUAUUAUUGAGAAAAGAUGAAGACGUUCCAGAUGAUGAAGUCAGAAACGCACAUUUAGAACUUCUAUUGAAGAUUUUGUCACCAGAAGCAUAUUUCUUGGAAAAGAGACAAUAUUUAAAAAAAAUUAGAGAAACACUUUCAAAAGAGGAAAGUCGAAUUGAAGAACAGAGAUUCUUUUCAAAUAUUAUUAAUAACUACAAUUUGGUACAAAUACCAAGGUCAAAGGAAGAGUUUCUCAUCACGAGUUAUCGAGUUCCGUUUCUUAUUAAGGAUCACAUUUUAAUAUUAGGUGAAUUUCAACAGCCAGCAAUGAUAUGCUCGUUAAUUCGAUCGUUUCAUAGAAAGAAUAGACUCACACCAAUUGUUUUCAUGUCACAUUUGGUUGACAAAUAUUUCCAUUAUCUCUAUGAUCGAUUGAAACACUUUUCAAAUAUUUAUUUCAUUCAGGGAAAUCCAAUGAAAAGCUUUGAAUUAAGAAGAGCUGGAUAUCAAUAUGCAAUAACCAUACUUUACUUUACACAGGAUGAAAAAAUUAUUAAUUUAAAUGAUCAUACCUUAUCAGAAGAAAAAGAUGAACAAGAAACAGAAUAUUCCAUUGAUUCAGAAGCUAUCAAAUUGGCAUUAGGAAUUGAAGCUACAGAAGGAAACAAAUGUUUUUUAUUGGAGCUUGCGAAUCGAUCCAAUUUGAAAUUCAUUCCUCAUGAAGGUGUUGGAACAUUUGAGAAAAUUAGAUCUCUUCAAGAAAAAGGAGUUGUAGAGCAUAAUUUAGAUGAUAUUGAUUUAUUUUGCUUAUUUUCUGAUCUUCACAUCUCGAGCAGAAUAUUUCCUUCUUCUUCAUUCCUGAGUCGAUUGUUAGCUCAAUCCUUUCACAACAAGAGAAUUGUGGAUUUAAUUGAACAAUUGUGUGCCGAUGAAUUUUUGGCAGGUGACAAUCAAUCUGUGAUCUUUGAAGUUCCAAUACCUUCUACAUUUGUUUCACUUUCUGUCUAUGAUUUAGUAACUUCAUGUUUUGAGAAUGAUCUCAUUCUUCUCGCUCUUAGUCGAGUGAAAUUGUCAUCAGAUUUGAAUAGUAUUCAUCAUUCCCAUCUCAAUAGAUACAUUUACACAAAUCCUUCACUUUCUACUGUUUUACGAUCCUCUGACGUUCUUUUCUUGUGUGGACAUCGAAAAGAUUUCCAUAAUUUGUUAAAAGAUGAGAAAUGCAAAGAUAUUGACCUUUCGAACAAGUCGACUCAUCAUAAGGAUGAAACAAAAACGUCACAACCACUUCAGGAAGAUCAAGUGGUUGUAGAAAUUAAUUUAGAAGAAUUGGAUGUUAAGAACUUGCAACAAAAGAGUUGUGGAACACCACCACUCGUGUCUUCUCCAACUCUUGAAGAGAAUUCUCCUCAAGAAAGUUCUCCAUCAUCAACUCAUCAUCAUUCUGACGGAUUGACACAUUCUGCAUCACUUCCAAAUUCAAAUCCAACUAUUGUAAUCGAGUCAACGAAUGAGAGAAAGCAACCUCAUAUUCCUCCUCUUCGACUUGUAAAUUCUCAACAAGGUGACGACGAUGAAGAAGAAGAACAAAUGCCACGAAUGAGUUUUGAUCAAUUAUUGAAAGUUCAUACUGCGAGAAAGAUUUAA
Messenger RNA from Naegleria fowleri, 3873 nucleotides. RefSeq lists its product as uncharacterized. Gene Ontology annotation, cellular component: membrane. Lineage: Eukaryota; Heterolobosea; Eutetramitea; Acrasida; Naegleriidae. Gene Ontology annotation, molecular function: monoatomic ion channel activity. The transcript is spliced from 6 exons. Bases 1 to 3873 code for a protein of 1290 amino acids. The record is from RefSeq and is a predicted model, not a curated record. Gene Ontology annotation, biological process: potassium ion transport; transmembrane transport.